AUAUAUAUAUGUAUUACAUUUAUUUUAAUAAGAAAUAUUAAAAUAAAUGCAAUAUAUAUGUAUUGCAUUUAUUUUAAUAAGAAAUAUUCUAGAAUAAUGGAGCAAGAUAACUUGUCAUUGGUUUUAUAUGGACCUGAUAAUAUGAAGCUUGAACAAAGACCUGUGCCAAAGCCUGGGAAGAAUGAAGUACUUCUUGCAAUGCAAUGUGUCGGGAUCUGUGGAUCAGAUGUACACUAUCUUAAGCAUGGCAGAAUUGGAGAUUUUGUGGUCACCAAACCAAUGGUACUUGGUCAUGAAGGAAGUGGAGUUGUUACACAAGUUGGAGAAGGAGUCACUCAUUUAAAAGUUGGUGACCGAGUGGCUAUAGAACCUGGCAUUCCUUGUCGAAAUUGUGAAUUUUGCAAAUCUGGAAAAUAUAAUUUAUGUAGUGAUAUCUUUUUCUGUGCAACUCCACCUGAUGAUGGAAAUUUAUGUCGAUUUUAUACUCAUGCAGCAGACUUUUGUUAUAAACUUCCAGAUCAUGUAACAUUAGAAGAAGGGGCAUUAUUGGAACCACUUUCAGUUGGUGUUCAUUCCUGUAGAAGAGCUGGUGUGGCUGUCGGUGAUAAAGUUUUAAUAUUGGGAGCUGGUCCUAUUGGUCUAGUAACUCUAUUAGUUGCAAAGGCUGCUGGAGCAAGUCAAAUAGCUAUUACAGAUAUAGAUGAAGGACGUUUAGAAAUGGCGAAAAAAUUUGGUGUUGAUAAAGCAUUUAAGGUAACUUCACGAGAUGGAAAAGAGGUUGCAAACAUGAUUAUAAAUGAGUUUGGCCAAGCCAAUAAAACCAUAGAAUGUACUGGUGUAGAAUCAAGUAUACAAACAGGAAUUUUUUGCACUAAAUCUGCUGGUGUUCUUGUUGUUGUUGGCAUGGGUAAAGCAGAAGUGACUCUUCCCAUUGUCAAUGCUUUAGUUAGAGAAGUUGACGUAAGAGGAAUAUUUCGCUAUGCCAAUUGUUAUCCUGCCGCUUUGGAAUUAGUAUCUUCUGGAAAAGUCGAUGUAAAACCUCUUAUUACACACCGAUUUACUUUGGAACAAUCUGCUGAUGCUUUUGCUAUGUCUGCAUCUCAAAGUGAUGGCGCAAUAAAAGUGAUGAUUUCGUGCCAUCAAUAAUUCAUGAACGUUUUCAAAUUAAAUUUAUUUAUUUUCUAACACAUUUAGAAUUCUAAAUGCGUUAUAAACAAUUAAACUUUGUUGCUUAGGGACUUUCUUUGUGAGUAUUGUUUGUGAGUUGUUGUAACACGUUUAUUUGAAUAAGGUUUGUCUGACGUUCAA
Hydra vulgaris (swiftwater hydra) is the source of this 1308-nucleotide messenger RNA. Its product is annotated as sorbitol dehydrogenase. The record is from RefSeq and is a predicted model, not a curated record. Gene Ontology annotation, molecular function: L-iditol 2-dehydrogenase (NAD+) activity; zinc ion binding. Lineage: Eukaryota; Metazoa; Cnidaria; Hydrozoa; Anthoathecata; Hydridae. Gene Ontology annotation, biological process: D-sorbitol catabolic process.